AAAAUUUUAAAUUCAAAUUUUUACACAAAAUAAGAGGAUGAAAAAAGAUUUAGAAAAUGAAAAAUAAUUAUUUCCUUUUGUAUUGAAGGGAAAGAUGAAGAAGAAAAUAAUUGAAGAAGCCAAAAAGAUAAAUACAAUUACCGUCCUCGCAAGAAUGGAUCGAUAUGAAAAAAGAGAAACUGUGCGAUCGGACGCCCACGGCACUGAACGAGGGCCAAAAAGAAUCAAGAAUGCUGUAUCCAAAUUUCUUGGCCAACGAGGUCCGAUCGGCACUCUAACAGACUCACCAUGCGACCAAGCCAUCGUCCGGUGCCGCCCAGCCCUUCCUCCAGACGGUGAUGACAUGAACCGCAACGGGAAAAGAAAGGAAGCGGAGAUAAAGUUUUUGGAAAUCGAUCGAGGAGGAGACGAGAGGAAACGCAUUUUGCGAUAUAAAGGCUAAAUUACAUUUACACCCUUCCUAAACUUUAAACCUUCGGAUUCGAACCUGGCCCAUAGGCAUCAUAGUUCCAAACCCUCCAAUCAAAGCUCAACACUCCUACCUUCCUUUCUUUCCCCAAACAAAGGAUUAAGCAGAAUUUAGAUUCAUUUCUUGAAGCUUGUUAAUUUGCUUUCUCCUUUUUCCGCUCUUCUAUCUGAGAGUUCACACAUACCCUUUUUCCUUUCUUCUCUUUUCUUUGUUGCUCAUUCCUCAGGGAAAAUGAAGAAAUAACAGAUCUUUUUCUUCUUUUGCUUCCUGCUUUCCUGUUCAGUUCAGAGUUUUUUUCCCAAUUUGGUGUCUGAAUUUCAGCCUUUGUGGUUUUCCUCUCCAGUCUAUUGCUCAGUCUGUCAGAUUCUUGUACUUUCCUAAUUGGGUACGGAGGAAUUGAACCU
Rubroshorea leprosula is the source of this 873-nucleotide messenger RNA. The record is from the annotation of a GenBank genome assembly. NCBI's taxonomy places the organism in Eukaryota, Viridiplantae, Streptophyta, Magnoliopsida, Malvales, Dipterocarpaceae.